UUCUACUAAGUUUUGUUUCACUUUCUUAGUGUUUCACCAUUUCUAUUCUUAAGAUAAUGCUAAAUUUUGCUGUGAAAUGGCAGAUACCACUCUUUCAGUAGCUCAGGAGGAAUUCAAGUGCCCAAUCUGUCUGGGUCUCCUGAAGGAUCCAGUGACUAUUCCCUGUGGACACAGUUACUGUAUGAGCUGUAUCACAGACUGCUGGGAUCAGGAUGAUCAGAAGAGAGUCUACAGCUGCCCUCAGUGCAGACAGACCUUCACUCCAAGACCUGUUUUAGGAAAGAAUACAGUGUUUGCUGAAAUGGUGAAGAACCUCCAAGGAGCUCCUGCUGACUAUUUCAUUGGACCUGACGACGUGGAGUGUGAUUCCUGCACUGAAAGAAAACGCAAAGCUGUUAAGUCCUGUCUUGAAUGUCUGAAUUCGUAUUGUCAAAAUCAUCUGGAACAACAUAAAAAUUUAUUUAAACAUAAGAAACACAAAUUGACGGAUGCCACUGAACGACUACAGGAGAUGAUUUGUUCUCAGCAUCAUAAACUGCGGGAAGUUUUCUGUCAUACAGAUCGGCAGUGCAUUUGUAUUCUAUGCACAAUGGAUGAACACAGACAUCAUGACACUGUUUCAGUUUCUGAAGCAAAAGCUGAAAAACAGGAAAAUUUGGUAGAGAUAAAAAGGGAAUUGCAGAAAAGAAUGCAGAAAAAACAGAAGGAGCUACAGGAGUUGAGAGAGGCUGUGGAGACUCAUAAGCGCUCUGCACAGGCAUUAGUUAAGGAAAGUGAAAGGAUCUUUACCAUGCUCAGCCACUCUAUUGAGAGAAGUCGCUCUGGGGUGACACAGCUGAUCAGAGAUCAGGAAAAGGCUGAAGUGAGUCGAGCUGAAGGACUCUUGAAGCAUCUGGAGCAGGAGAUUGAUGAUCUGAGGAGGAGAGAUGAUGAGCUGGAGCAGCUUUCACACACAGAUGAUCACAUCCAUUUCCUCCAGAGUUUUCAGUCUCUCUCUGUUCCUCCUGGAUAUACAAAGUCACUCAACAUCACUGUCAGUUCACGUCUAUCUUUUGAUGAAGUAGGAAAUUCUCUAACUAAACUAACAAAAGUAAUAAAUUUCUGCAAAAGAGAAUUGGGUCAUAUAUCUGAUGGAGUAAAGUACAUUGAGAUUGUUUCCAAACCUGAACCCAAGACCAGGGAGGAGUUCCUACAAUAUUCCCAUCAGUUCACUUUGGACCAGAAUACAGUGAAUAAAAACCUCUAUCUGUCUCAGGAGAACAAAAUGAUCUCUUAUACUGAUAUAGACCAGCUGUAUUUUGAACAUCCAGAAAGAUUUGAUUUUGAUCCUCAGGUGUUGUGUAGAGAGAGUAUGUGUGGACGCUGUUACUGGGAGGUCGAGUGGAGUGGUGAGGUGGAUAUAUCAGUGUCAUAUAAGAAAAUCAAGAGGAAGAGUAAUGAUAAGAGUGCAUUUGGGUAUAAUAAACAGUCCUGGAGUUUGUACUGCAAGAAUCUUUUCAGUUCAUUCAUUCAAUUCAAUUAUCCUGACUCAGUAAACUUUAGUUACACCAUGUGGCACAAUGACAAAGAACAAGAACUAUUAAUUCGCUCCAGAUCUUGUAGAAUAGGAGUGUAUGUGGAUCACAGUGCAGGAACUCUGUCCUUCUACAUCAUCUCUGACACAAUAAUGACCCUCAUCCACAGAGUCCACACCACAUUCACUCAACCUCUCUAUCCUGGGUUAGGAGUUUAUUCAAAAUCAACUCUAAAAUUGUGUGAUCUAACUGCAUAGAUUAUAUAUAGGUUCAACCCAGUCUCAUGGCAGUUCAUGGAAUAGCACGAAAUUUAGAAUCUACUGAUUCGUGUUCAUGGACACGAAUUUCCCCCUUUUUUCAUGUCAGUCAUCACAAACUUUCAAAAAAGACUUUAAUUACACGCAUGUGUAUAUACAUGUAUAUAUUUAUAACCUGAUAUCAGAGGUAGUCGUGCAUAUUUUAGGAUGUGGCUAACCAACACCUGUCCCCACCUCAAAUGCUAAAAUCACAGCCGCAAAGGCAAAUUUAGCUGAAAACAUACGAAUGAGCUUGUAGGAAAUCACACAAAUGAGCCACCUCGUAAAAUAGGUACGAAUUCACAUCAGAUUGCGUUGAUAUAUAUUUAUACAUAUGAAAGUUACAGCGUAUUUAAAUACGUUAGAUUGAGAAGUCGACUUGAAAGUUGUGCUGAGUGACAUGAAAAAGGGAAAUUCGUGUCUGUGACACGAAUCGAUAGAUUACAUUUGUGUCUGUGCCACGAGUUUCCAUUAGACUCUGCUGAGAGAUUAUACAAAUAAUUUGUUAUUUGCAUGCAGCUGGGUACAAAAAGCAACUGUAAAGAUUCUCAUUUUUGAAAGGAGUAGACAACUUUGCCUGAAUAAGAGUAUGUAUCAUCAAAGAAUAAAUCCUUGCUUCUUUUUUUAUCUACUUUUUAUUUUAUGUAACAAAACAUAAAUACAUUUAUUCUAUUUCUAAUACAUUAAGCAAGAUUUUUUUCAAAAAGU
This is a messenger RNA of Triplophysa rosa, 2518 nucleotides long. RefSeq names its product tripartite motif-containing protein 16-like. Gene Ontology annotation, molecular function: zinc ion binding; protein binding. Bases 77 to 1771 code for a protein of 564 amino acids. The transcript has 6 exons. NCBI's taxonomy places the organism in Eukaryota, Metazoa, Chordata, Actinopteri, Cypriniformes, Nemacheilidae. The record is from RefSeq and is a predicted model, not a curated record.